AUAAACACGGUUACUAGAAAUAACACUACAAUUAGUACUUCCAUCAAAUUUUUACUUUUCAUUUAUAGAUCCAGAUAUUUCGAGGUAGUACCCGUCUCUUCAUAAUAACAGAAUUUUAUCUGAACAAAGCUAUAAUGGAAGAAAAAAAUGAAAUACCAACUUUAAAAGAAUCCGAAGACACAUCGCAGUCGAUAAUUUAUUCUAAACGUAAAAAAAGGGUUGUGUUUGAUAGUGAUGAAUCUGACCAUGAAGGAAAAGCUUCAGAGGCAACUGAAACUACUACUGACAAAGAAACGACGAACAAUUCAGAAAAUGUUACGCUCCUAGAAUCCCCUGAGACUGAAGACCAGUUAAUAAACAAGUCUAAACCAACAAGUUUAGCAAUUGUAGACGGGGAUGAUUCUGACACAGAUCAAAAAAAUUGUGAGACUGAUGAGAACUUUUUAAAAGGAAUUAAUACUUUUGAUGGAAGGGCAAGUAAUAAGUUAUGUGAAUUAAGGAUUGUUAAUAAAGAAAUUGAAGCAGAUAAGAAAAAUAUGGAAAAUCGAUCGGUUCUAAAUACUAAUAUGAUUUACAUUACAAAUAGCAAGGGGCAGUUAAUUCCUGAAGACACUUCUUUGUUUGAAGAGACUAAGAACAAAUUAAAUGCUCUGUGUGACUCAGAUACUUCAGAAGAUGAUAAUAAUGAAGACCCUGUAAUAGAGAUGGUUACUGAAUUAAAGAAUAUUAAAAGUACUUCAAAAGCCGGUAAUAAAAGAAGAGAAUCAAGAAAUCCUAAAAAGAAAACCAAAAAAAUGACUGGUAAAGAAGCAUUAGAACAACGCAAGGAAAUUUUCAACGAGUCCCAAAAAAGACUACGAAACUUAAAUGUGGCUAUUCCAUACCAUAAACCAAAAUCUCGAUCACUUAAAGAAUUUUUAAGUAGCAAACCUAAAAUAUCAUCUACUGUGCCAAGUAUUAAUACACCUCCUUCUGUUGCUAUUAAGUUAGCUUCCCAACAACUUAAUAUAAUCACGGAAAAAAUUAAGGAGCAUGAGAAGGUGGUGCAAGUAUUUUAUAAGUCUGACAGUGAACCUGAAGAUGAUUGUGGGGAACAGGAGGAUAAAGCUGUUUUAAAUAGCAAUGAUAAAGAAAAUGAAAAUGAGAAUAAAAAUGGACAAGAGGCAAAAUUACCACCAAAACAAAUCAAUGAUAAUGAGGAAGAAAACAGAAUUAUGAAAACUGAAACAAUUAUGGAAACUGCUGAAUGUUUGAACAAUAAAAAAGGAACUGAAGGCUUUUUAAUGCUUAUAGAUGGAGAACAGAAACAAGUAGAUUCUGUUAAUGAAGACAAAAGCAGGCAAGAUCGGUAUCAAGUACCAGAUGUAAUAGAAAACCAAAAUUUAAAAGAAUAUGAAAGUAAUUCUCAAAGAAUGAAUGACGACAGAAAUAUUUCAGAAGAGCAGCUAAAUUCAUUAAUCAGUGAAGAGCCAUUAGACAUUGUAGCAGAUGAUGAAGUUUUAGAAAUAGAAAAGACACAAGAAACUUUACAGACAAAACCAGAAACAAACUUAUAUAAGGUAAAUGACCAGACGAUAGUGAAAGCUCAAAAAAAUGAUAAUUAUAAUAAUAUAAUUGAGAGUUCUACAAUUGAAAAAAAUAAGGAUCUCGAAGUGGAUACGUUUGAGUAUGAUUUCAAUUUAGAUGAAGUCGAAGUGGACAACAUAGAAGAAAAUGUUUUGAGUACUACAAAAGCUGAAGAAGUUGCAGUGAACUCAGUGUUUGAUGAAAAAGAAGAGAGGAUAUUAAACAACAUCAUACAAAAUUUUACUAAUGUUGACCAACCAAAAGACACCACAAAUAAACCUACAAAGUUACAGCUUUUAAAAGAAAAGCUUAACCUUUUCAAGCAACCAAAAUUAAAUGGAAAUCCUGACGAGAUUAUAAUUUUUGGUGAUGAUAAACCAUCAGCUAAUGGGAUAAGUAAACUAAAAGGGCGUUUCUUGAGCCAUGCAUUAUCAAAAAAGUCACACAAAAAUGAAGUGCAUACAGAAGUUGUCAGUUUUGAUGAUGGGGAAUUACGAAAAGAAACUGUAGUGAUGACUGUAGAUGUUGAAGAUGAGCCUGUUACCAUAGCAGAGAAACCAGGGGCAAAACUUCAAAAAUUAAGGGAUGAAUUACAAAGUAAAAUCAUGAAGAAUAAAUAUGAAAAAUGGCAAACAAAAUCUACACCGUUGUCUUCAAAAGAAAAUUUAUCAAAAGAAGAAAAGAUAUGCGAUAGUUAUUUAGAUGAUGAAGAAGAGGAGGCAUUGUUAUCAGAUUCUGAUCUAUCAGAUGACGAAGAAGAAGAGGAAGAAGAUGAAUAUACAGUAGUUCAAAAGAAGACAAAGAAAUGCGACUUCAUUGAUGAAGAGGCUGAGGAAAGUGAUGACGCAGAAUUGGAAGAAGAGGAGGCGAAUAUAGAUAAAAAUAAAAAUAAAAAACAACCAGAAGAUUGUUUUGAAAAUACUGAAAAGGAUGGUAUUCAAAAGGAAUUAUCAAAUUCACCAAAAAAACUUAGAAGAAUAGUGAAAAGGUUUGAAGACGACGACUCAGAGGAGGAAGAAAAAGAACAAACUGAAGAUAACCAAAAUAAAUCUAAUGGUAAAAAGUCAAGUGGCUUUAACGCAGAGUUGGAUUCUACCCAGUCUUAUGACGAAGAUGAUGUUUUACCAGCAUAUCAACUCAGAGCAUCAGAGUCUCCUAUUCGGCAACCUGCCGAAUACAAAGACAAUUUUGAUUUUCUAACACCUGUGACGUUUUUGACAGGAUUACAAAGCUAUUCAGCAUCAAAAUUUCUUAGAGAGUCCCCCAAGGACACUUCCUUUCCCUUGUUGAACUCUUCGCAGUCAAAAGAUAUUGACAAUAAUACUAACCAAGAAGAUGAAGAUGAUGAUGAGAACACUUCGCAACAACCUGGUGGACCUCAAAGGAAACUAGUGUUCGAUUCAGUAGACCCUAUCACGAAUUCUGAAACAAUUUCAAGUCAGUCUGAUAUGGAGAAUAUUGCUUUACUAUGUUCUGGCACAUUUUCAACCCAGCCGGAGAAAGACACAGUAGAUAAUUUACAAGAAAUGUCCAACGUAGAUCAGUCACAAGCUAUUAAACAUGGGGAUAAAGAAGUCUCAAAAAGCUCGGAAUCUACCAGCAACAGAAUUGUUGAAAAAGUAUUUCUUGACAAAAUUGACAAGGAAGUAAAAAAUUUGAACAACAGUGAAUAUGAAAAUAUAUUUAUUUCUCAACUGCUUGAUGAAGAAGAAAUGAAUAAUUUUAAAAAGAAAUUUGAAUCUCCAGUAAAUGAUAAAGAGCUUGAUUUAGAUACGAAAUUAGCUUUAAAUGAAGAUUGCGAAGUGAAGAUUAAAGGAGGGCGAUUAAUAUUAGAUUCCUCAGAUGAAGAAACGCUCGAAGAUUGUGAGGGAAAUUUCAAAAAUUUGAAGAAAAAGAAUAGCAUGAAGAAGAUUACUUUUUCAGAUGAUGAAAGUGAUUCUGAUGAAGAAAAUAAUGAGAACCAAGAAGAAAUAGAUUUGCACGAUGAUGUGAUUGAAAAUGAGGAAGAAGAAAAUUUAAAUACUAGUAAGAAAAAUGUGAAUUAUGACUCUGAAGAAAAUGAAAUUGAAGAUAACGAAAAUGAAGAUGAUAGUGAUGACAAAGAAGAUAUAGUUCCUUUGAAACCAUCAGACUUCUUUGAGAAUGAAGCAGAACUGUCGGAAUCCGAAUGGGGUAGUGAAGACGAAGUAGAAAAUGAAGAAUUAGAUAAAUUAGAAAUUGAAGAAGGUGAUAAAGAGAAAUUUGAUGAAGUGGAGGUGCGCAGAAAUUUAGAGAAGAUACACAUGCGUCAGGUGUUGGAUGACGACAAUCGUGAGAUUAGAAUUUUACAAGAACUUCUUUUGGAAGAUGGUGAGCUUCAUGGAAGUGGAAGAAAAAGACAAUUUCGUUGGAAAGAUAUUGAUUUCCUGUUUGGUAACGAAAGCACCGGCAAAGAGAAUGAUGAAGACAACGUUAGCAAUCAAGACAAAACAGAGAGCGAGGAGAGAUGGAGAAAAAUGAGAUAUUAUCGUGAAUUGUUUUUAAAAGAAAAGAUGAAAAAAGAUAAUGUUAUCAAAGAAAGUGAAAUAACGUUUUUAAGUAGCAGCCAUCAGAUAAUGGAGUUAGGUCAGAAAGCUUUACAAAGAAGCUCAUCAGCCUUACAAAAUAAUGCACAAGCAACGGAUUUAAAAACACCAAAACAGAACAAUAGCAGCUAUGAUGAGCCANGCUCUACCAAAGCAGCCGCUAGGGAAACUCCCGCGCCACAUAUCGCGGCUGCCUCAAGGUUCCAAAGAGAACCGUACCCCCAAAAAUCAUUAUCACCUCCCAACACUCCGAUUGUUCAAAAGACCGGGCAAUCAGCGCCCCGUCCAACAGCACUUCCCGCAAGGACCCCCCCCCAAAAGUCCUACCCCAAGACAGUGACAGCAGCUUCCACCCCCUCUCUCUCUCAAAAGUGCAAUGAGACCCCAAAAGCCUCUGCAACUUCUACUCUAGAACAGAGAAUCCUGCCAAAGAAUAGCAUCCACCCAACCAAGCUUCGUAUAGUUACCUGCAAUGCCCAAAGCAUUAGAGGUAAACUGACUAAGCUGGAACACUUCCUCGAGGAAAAGUCAAUUCGUGUUGCUUGCAUCACCGAAAGUCACUUGUUCCACAAAGUCACACUUUUCGUCCCAAACAUCUCAUUCUACAGAAGGGACCGUGAAAACGUAGGUGCCGGCAGCGAAGCCAUCCUUGUUAGGAAAUUUUAA
Messenger RNA from Agrilus planipennis (emerald ash borer), 4796 nucleotides. RefSeq names its product claspin. Lineage: Eukaryota; Metazoa; Arthropoda; Insecta; Coleoptera; Buprestidae. The coding region runs from base 135 to 4796 and encodes 1553 amino acids. Gene Ontology annotation, molecular function: anaphase-promoting complex binding. Gene Ontology annotation, biological process: activation of protein kinase activity; mitotic G2 DNA damage checkpoint signaling; mitotic DNA replication checkpoint signaling. The record is from RefSeq and is a predicted model, not a curated record. The transcript has 17 exons.